Molecule: messenger RNA, 1392 nt
Organism: Didymodactylos carnosus
Lineage: Eukaryota; Metazoa; Rotifera; Eurotatoria; Philodinida; Philodinidae
Source: the annotation of a GenBank genome assembly
AUGGAUUAUUUAUCACUGACCUAUUUAUUCGUACUUAUGACUCCUUUAACAGUGGCUGCAUCCCAGUUCCCCGUUCAGUUAUCCAUUAGCCAAGAAAAAAAAUUUUUUCCUCAUGAAAUAUCUACGUAUAUUCAGCAUGUUAAUGUUCAGAUUAAAACUGGUCAAAGUGUUCAAACUCAUUCAAAACCACCACAGGAAUUAUUCUUAGUUCUCGAUACAUCAGGCAGUAUGGCUAGUGGAAAGAAAUGGACAAACGCCGUACUUGCCAUUGAAAGUAUUAUUCGUAACAUGAAUAGUGAAGAUAAGUUACAUUUGAUUCAAUAUAAUUCCCGCUCAUCUAUUGUGUUUGAAAACGAAAAUGAUCAUCGAAUAAUGCUAAAUGCUUUACAUGCACUGUAUCCAACCGGUGGUACGAAUUUGAUGACUGGUUUUGACCAGGCAAUUACUCUGGUGAAGAAAUAUUCUGAACGACUGACCUUAAAACGAUUAUUCUUAUUUUCGGAUGGGCAUAUAAAUGAAGGCGUUACACAACAUACGCAACUUUUGAAAGAAGUAACAUAUAUGAAGACGAUAUAUGAAAUAACAAUUUGUUCAUUUGGUAUUGGUGCUGAUUUUGAUGAAAAAUUAAUGACUAAUAUUGCUGACCAUGGCUCAGGGGACUAUUUUUUUAUACAAGGUGCAGACAGUAUGAAAAAAGUCGUUGACAUUGCAUACAAAGGAUUUCAAUCGGUGAUGGGUACAAAUGCCUACUUGAAAAUAACAACAAAAAAUGAUGCACAUAUUGUGGACGUUUAUGGAUAUGAAUUAAAAAAUGAUGAAAAUCAAAUAAUAUCAAUCGGAGAUAUUCGUUAUGAUGAUAUGAUGAACAUCUUACUUCAGACUGAAGUUAAAAUAACGGAAAAAUUACUUGAACAAAGUGAGAUUGAUUAUAUGAUUAUUGAAUUAUGGAUGACGGACGUUGUUGACCGUUCGUCGAAACUUGUUACCAGCAAAUCAGUUCUAUUUUCAUUUAGUAAAAAUGAAGAAGAAUUAAAGGAUUUAAAUAAAGUAGUUGCACGUCUUGUCGAAUUACAACAAAUACAACGACGUGAAAAAGAAGUUACCAAACUUCUAAGAGCACAACGCGUGCAAGACGCAAUGAAGCUGAAACAGAAAUUAGCCAAAGAACUUGAAUUCACAAGUAAGACUCUAGAUGAGGAGAGUGCAUUUGAUGGUGAAGAUCUUACGACAUUUGAAUAUGCAAAGGACCAAGCACACACAAUGAAACGACGAUCGAAUGAUAUGGUUUCUUCAUUCAGCAGUGGCAUCAUGACAGAUGCUGAACUAGCAAAACAAAAUGAAUAUUAUACAAAAUUAAGUGAGAAGUAUAAAAAAGCGCAUCAUGAUUUAUAA